CGGCGGCGGCGCGGGAAGAGCGGGGACGGGCCGCAGCCGAGGGUGACACUGAGGCGGGCGGGAAAGCCGCGAGUGCGGGGCUGAGGAGCCAUGCACACCUCCAGACUCUUCACCCUCGUCCUGGUGGUGCAGCCGUCCCGCGUCCUGCUGGGCAUGAAGAAGCGCGGGUUCGGCGCCGGGCUGUGGAACGGCUUCGGAGGGAAGGUGCAGCCCGGGGAGAGCAUCGAGGAGGCUGCCCGCAGGGAGCUCCUGGAGGAGAGUGGCCUGACUGUGGACACCUUGCAGAAGAUGGGUCAGAUCACAUUUGAAUUUGUGGGCAACUCUGAACUCAUGGACGUUCACAUUUUCCGUGCAGAUCACUUCCAUGGAGAGCCAACAGAAAGUGAGGAAAUGAGGCCCCAGUGGUUUCAGCUGGACGAGGUGCCCUUCCAUCGCAUGUGGCCUGAUGACAGCUACUGGUUUCCCCUGGUGCUUCAGAGAAAGUUGUUUCGUGGCUAUUUUAAGUUCCAAGGACAAGACACCAUCCUGGAGCACAGCCUGAAAGAAGUGGAGGAAGUUUAAGAAAGCAGAAGCAUUCAGCCCACAUGCUACUGCCCACAUUGGGCUACAGCAUCCUGAGUGUGACUUAUGAGGGUCUCAUUCCUCAGCUCGCCGGAACACAAGACUUGUUUUCCAGGUCACUGCAAAGUAAGGGGGUUUCUUAGAGCAGAAAUAGAAGUAACAAGAUUUUCCAUGUUGUCAAGUCCCUAGCUUUGGUGGUUACGUGAUCACAGCUAUUAAAAAAUAAAUUUUAACCCUUUUUAGUGGCUUAAGCUUUUCCCUUAUGGGUAGAUCUUUUUUAUUAUUAUUAUUAAAAAUACUUUUUUAGUAAAAGCAUGUGUUGUUCUAUUAUAAGGAUGCUGUGAAAGCCUUUUGAAAAGUUCA
Molecule: messenger RNA, 924 nt
Organism: Melozone crissalis (California towhee)
Lineage: Eukaryota; Metazoa; Chordata; Aves; Passeriformes; Passerellidae
Gene: NUDT1
Product: nudix hydrolase 1
Exons: 4
Coding region: 91-561 (156 amino acids)
Biological process (GO): DNA protection
Molecular function (GO): 8-oxo-7,8-dihydroguanosine triphosphate pyrophosphatase activity
Source: RefSeq, a predicted model, not a curated record